AUGUUUGCGGUUUUGGUACUGCUGUGUCAACUACAUGUGACGAUGUUUGCAUUUCCCCAUUGCACAGGGAGAUUAAAUAACUUGAAGCAACCUGAAUGGAAAGACGUGUUCACAUCAGAAAAGGAGGCCAAUUUAUUCAUUGGACGACAUCUUCUGAAUAACAGAUUUGAUUUUGAAGCAUUCACGGCAGAUAACCUGGAAAGAGAAUGCUUUGAAGAGCUGUGCAAUUAUGAAGAAGCAAGAGAAGUAUUUGAAGACCCUGAUAAAACGAUGGAUUUUUGGAAAGACUAUUCAACUAAAGGCCCUAAAAUAAAAAUAGGUGAUGAGACACUACAAAAGAUUAAUGUUACAGGACUUCUCAUCAGUCUAGUUGCUGCUGGAGUACUGCUAGUUAUAAUUGUACUGGUUAUCUUCUACUGCUGCAAAAGCAGAUGCAAAUCAAGGCAACCACCAGGGUACUUGGAUUAUGUAAGAAAUAGAAGACAUAAUUCAUCUAGCAUCUUCAGAAGGCACGAAGAAUUUUCUUUAAACCCACUUCCUCUCAGAACUGAUGAUUCAGGACUACCAACUUAUGAGCAAGCAGUGACUUCAGAUGGACAACACGAUGUGCCACCACCCCCUUAUCCAGGGCCCCCAAAAGGGGCACGGGUGUUUAAAAAGUCUAUGUCACUUCCUGCCCCUUAG
This is a messenger RNA of Gavia stellata (red-throated loon), 684 nucleotides long. It is a transcript of the gene PRRG4, whose product is annotated as proline rich and Gla domain 4. The transcript is spliced from 5 exons. Gene Ontology annotation, cellular component: extracellular region. The record is from RefSeq and is a predicted model, not a curated record. Bases 1 to 684 code for a protein of 227 amino acids. Gene Ontology annotation, molecular function: calcium ion binding. Lineage: Eukaryota; Metazoa; Chordata; Aves; Gaviiformes; Gaviidae.